AUGGAACUCGACAAACUUCGCCUAAAAACCCUUGAAAAUGUUAUACCAAUAUGUGAAUCUCUAGUUGACUCAACCCGAUUAAUUCAUGACUCUAAUAUUCGCACACCAACGCGUCACCUCGACGAGCUCUUAAAAGCAUUAGAGACUGUUGUUGAUCCAGAACAAGUUUUCGAAAUUCGACUCAUUAAUCUUAUUACUCGUUCAUUGUUAGAGACAUUUAUUUCAAUUGUUCGUUCCAACAUUAAACCUUCACAUGGCUUCCUUGAAGGUUGGCUGAAAUGCAUGCUAUUUAUGCUCACAAGAACAUCAUGGGAACCAAGUCUUUCUGUUCAAGAGCAAACCCAACUAUUUCCACUUUUUUCAUCAUGCAUCCAACCUCCUUCUGCAUGGUUUACAGACAGAGUACCAGAAGAAAUACAGCAACUUGCUCUUCAAUGUUUUACGACUAUACUUCCAGCAAAUAAUCAACUCGUACCAUCAGCAGAUACGCUUUAUCGACCUCGACUGGAAGAACUUUGUAAAGAUCAUUGUCAACCAAUGCUGUCUUCAUGUGUAUCUAAUCUUCUCAAUAUUAUCAAAAGCGAUGUCGGGAGAGAUUUACGACUCAAUGCCCUCGAGACGCUGUCUAAACUCUUGCUAGAUAACAUCCGCCGAAUCAAUCGAAUCGCCAUUUUCUUUCCUGGUGUUGUAUCAACUCUUUGUCGAACGAUUUAUCAAAAGAAAGAGAAAGAAAACCACAAGAUCAUUGCUAAAACUCUUGAUGUCCUUGGUGAUGUGAUUCAAGCUGUAAUGAGAGACGAUAAAAACGAAUUGUUAAUUCACAAUGUACGAUCCAUGAGGGACCUUCAUUCCAUUGAUAUAACCAGUCUGCACAUCAAUAAAAAAGAUAAUGGAAAUACGACCACAAAAACAAAUUCAGACGAUACUAUUAAAAGAGCCACCGACUGGCACAUUUCAACAAAAGAGAAGCUCCAGACCAUGCUAAAAAGUAUCCUGAUUACUCAGACACAUACCGAAUGGAGAGCACGACUAGCGUAUGUGAGAUUUGCGAACAAACUUCUCUCUACUUGUGCACAAAUGCUGGAUAACUGUGUGGAUCUACUGGUAGCCACAUUGGCAAUGCACCGAGAUGACCCAUACGAACAAGUAGCAACUGCGUGUAAAGAAGCAAUGUACAAUAUCUCACAAUCCUCGACAUACUUUGAUACAGUUAUGCCUGUAAUGAAAGAAGAGCUCUACAAAAACAUCGUCCGCCUUCCUAGAUGUUUGAUAUCCGGAGACGGACAGAUGCAAAGUGAUGCUAUGGCUCUCAUAAUCGGCUAUCUGUUAUUACUCAGACACCACGCUGAGAGUGUGAUAGACACUGCCUUGAAGCGGAGUGCUGAUGGCUGGCUGACUGCCUUUGCACUAGACACAGACAGUAUUCAUGUGCUGGAUGAAAAAUCGGAGGGUAAAUAUAUUGACCUGCAGGAAAACACGCGGCUGCACGGACAGAUAUAUCCAAGAAUACACUUCAAAUAUCUUGUGACAGACCAAACAGUGGCACAGAUGGCACGCAUGCUUAAUGUAAUUGGACAAAACGGAGAUCUUCAACAUUGGAUUGACUUUUUCAUGCGCUACCUUUCUGCAGAGAACGCGGAAGAAGAAACACAGCCACAAGCCGCAUUUGUAGUCUACGCACUAUUGGAAGGCGGAAGCCUGCAGGAAGAUGAGCUCUUGUCGAUUGAAAAAGACACCAAUAAUAUUCAGGAUACUGCCCUUCGACUUUUACACGACAUAAUGUCUCUUUCACUUUCUAGCAAUGCGAGUGAUGAUCAAAAGGCGGUAGUGCAACAAUCGGCAUCGUCUCAGGGGCUGGACAGAGAGAGUGCACAGAUACUGACAAUCUGUUUUGAAUUGAAGAUAAUCGGAUUGGUAGCGUCUAUUCUUGGACAUGAUAUUAUCCAACAGGAGCUCAUCAGCCUUCUUUAUCCUCUUCUGGCCUACCUGGGUUCUCCAAACGUUUUUGUCCAUACAUUUGCACUCAUCACAUUAGACAAUAUUGCACAUGUCUGCGGAGAGCCGGAUGGGAAAGCACUUUCGAUUGCAAACAUCGACUAUGUAAUCAACAUGGUCUCACAGCGCAUAACCAUGUUGGUGACUAAUCCACGAGCACCGCUUGUUCUCAGGGCACUUGUUCGCAUUGGAGGCAUGGGCGCAGUUGUUUAUUUAGAAGAUUCGGUGGAAGAGAUUUAUGAUGCCUUGGAUCGUUAUUGGUAUGAUGACUGGCUGUGUGGGCAGCUCUGUGGCGUAUUAUUUGAAAUCAUCAAGGUUCUGCGCAGCGGUAUUCCGGACAAGCCUUUGAUUACUUCAGAUAAAAAGGUUUCCCAAAAGACACCAUCAGAUGGGGUGUCUGAUGAAAUCAAGGAAUUGAUUAGUCAUCCGUGGGAAGAUAAGGCAGACAAGUUGGAAGAUGAUGUGGCGACUUUGGAAGAGAUUGGCCGUUAUUUUAUUGAUCGUCAACAAAAGAAUGCCAACAAAGCACCAAAGUUGCAUGAAGUAUUGGAAGAAGAGAUGAUGAGAGAAAGUAAAAAGAAAAGUUUAGCAGAUGAUAAUGAGGAAGGCGAGCAAGAGCAAGAGAAAGAACCGGUAAAAGAUAAAAAGCCGAGUUUAUCCAAAGAACAAACGAUGACUCUAGGUAUUAUGAAAAAGGUUGGGAGCAUGUUGACUGCAAAGUCUAGCCACCUUCGAUCACAAAUGCUCUGUCUGUUGAGUUCUGGUGCGGUAGUGCUUGCUGAUCAACCUGUCAAACUCAAUACGCUCAUCAAUAGCCUGUGGCCCUUUAUAAUCAGUCGACUCGGCGACGAGCAUUUCGUUGCGUUUAAUGCGACAGAACUUAUAAAGACACUGUCAUCUAUUUCAGGAGAUUUCAUUUCCAAGCGAGUAGUCAAUGACAUCUGGCCUCGGUUUAAAUUGCUACUAGCCCAAACCACUCACGCUAAUGCUUUGCCUUCUUACUCGUCAUUCUCGUAUACGCAUCGACUCCAGUGCUGUAUACUAUCUACUCUUUCACACAUUGCACAACAUGUGCCACUGCCUCAAUCAACAGUUUUGGAGAUACUUGAAGAAACACGUUUAUUUAUGAGUAAUAAGGUCCGUGUAGAUCUUCAGCAAGAGGUGGUUGAUCUGUUCUUGACCAUCGGGAAUACUUACUCGGACACUGUCUGGUUUUGUUGUUUUGCAAUGCUGGGUGAGCAUGUAAGCUUAAAACCAACAAGCAAGUUACUUGCACCAUCUGGUCAAUCAGUAUCAGUCCAAAGACCUUCUGUGGAUAGGUGGCAAUCAAGAUACCUGGGAAGUAUCGUUGGCUUGGAUAAUCUUAAAUCUCCACCAUCAUCUCCUGGACAAAGAUCACCAAAGAAGAUACUAAAAAACUCCCCUUCGUUGGGGUCUACGAGAUAUAUACCUCACUCCAAAUCACCCAGACGUCCCUUACCGACCCUUGCUAUCAUUCCACCAGCAAAAAUGAACAACUGUCACUCGUGUAAUAAAAAACUAGUGGGAAAAACGGUGCGCCUACCAGAAAGCAAUGUACGAUAUCAUUGGGAAUGUCUUCAAUGCACCCAAUGUCACUUGCCAUUCGAAGACACUUCAUUUUACGUAGAUCCUAACAAGUCUAUAUACCAUCCAAAAUGUGCACCAUCAACAUACACCUUUAGAAGCUGUACGCGAUGUAGUCUUUCGAUAACAGACUCAUAUCUUGGAAUCCAAACUUCUGUUCUUCAUCUGAGAUGUUUUCGAUGUACUUCUUGCCAAAAAGUACUUCAGCCUUCCACAAUUUACACAGAUCUUAAGGGCACAUUCUGCCAGCAGUGUACAAAUACUACUCUCACACAUGAUAAUGAAACCUUGGCACAACACAUGAAGAUUGUUCCUCAGCCUGUUCAGCUCAGUUUACGGUCUGGGCCUCUAUCUAUGUUUGGUUCAUCGCUUUCUCUGGUCAGUAAUCAAACGGGCAGUACGACCACAAGUGCCUGUCCCAGUCCAAGCACCAGCAGCAGCACAAACCGUAGUUGUGUUGGAUCCCCACCAUCCGUACCAAAUUUGGUUUCACCUGCUCAUGAAGUCGUACCUCCUUCAGCUCUAAUGAGCAGUCGAGGUCGGCCGUUACCUCGGUUCGGGACGACAAAAACAUGUCCUGGCUGUUGUCAGCGGAUAGUAUCGAUCCACGAGGAAAAGCAAGGGCCAAAGGCAACUCGAUGGCAUAUAAAAUGCUUGGCUUGCACACGUUGCUCAAAACAGCUAGAUUCUGCUGCUACAGUUCUGGAAGAAAAAACGGGUGCUAAUCCCUGGUGUUCAGCUUGUCUUUUGUGGAAAAAGAACGACACAGAAAAUGAAUUUGGAAGGUCUAGCUUUUUAACCUUACCACGAAAACCUGUGAGGAUUGAAUAG
This is a messenger RNA of Phycomyces blakesleeanus NRRL 1555(-), 4431 nucleotides long. Its product is annotated as SAND-like domain-containing transcription factor. Lineage: Eukaryota; Fungi; Mucoromycota; Mucoromycetes; Mucorales; Phycomycetaceae. The record is from RefSeq and is a predicted model, not a curated record. The coding region runs from base 1 to 4431 and encodes 1476 amino acids. Gene Ontology annotation, biological process: chromatin remodeling. Gene Ontology annotation, cellular component: cytoplasm. The transcript has 6 exons.